GUGUGCUAGGCGGGUAACGCGUUGUUCUGCGGUCUGUUCUUGCAGCACACGGUCUGUUCUUGGCUACUUUUAUCGAAAACAUUUUGACAGGCUAUAUUCGCCUAAUGCCGGAGUACAGUAGCUACUGAGCGUUGCUUUUACUUUAAUGUAAACUUUCAGCGUAUCCUACUGUUUUUUUAUUUAUUAAUUUCAUUUUUUUAUCACUGUCACUCUAAAGAAGCACUCCGGCAUAAAUCAGGCUUUUUUUUAUUGUUUCCGAAACAGGAAGUUUUCAACGGUUGUCCGCCCGCCUUAGCUAAUUAUUUUGUCACAAUCGACUGAGAUUAAAAUUCUCGUGACAGCCGAUCUUCCUGGAGCUGAAGGACCAAAUAACCUAGUGUCAUGGAAUUGUCGUGGAAAGUAGCUGUCUGUGUUUGUAUUUGAUGUAUUUUCAGAGUUCACUGAAAAUUUCAUUAUUAGUUGCCAUUCCGUCGGUAGGCAGGACUAAAUGGUUUAAAGGCGAUAAUGCGAGGUAAUUACAGUGGCGUAAAAUUUAUCGGGAAUUUACUGAACUAUCAACCAACAUCUCAGAAGAAUGCGUUUCUGUGAAGCACAUCACGCCUGGAGCACUUAAAAGGUUUUCUUUCGCCGCAGUCAUCCCAGGCUGCGGACCUCGAUUGCAUUGUUGUAGGCUCCUGCCACGCGGAUAAGACGCGGCACGGCAAAGAUUCUUGGCAUUAUUAUUCAGGACUGAUUCAGACAGUCUCCCCAGGUACAGUAGGCCUAUCUGAAAUUCCAGUACUUCCAGCUAAACUCUGUGGACCUGCCUUAAAAUUAUGGACGUGUAUGAGGAGGCACUGGACUACCUGCGCACAUGUGGUAUCACUGUAACAGCAGAGAUGGAACCUGAUCUAUUGGAUGAUGUUUUUGAAGUGGAGACUGAAGUGGACUUUGCACCCAGCCCUCUCCACACUGACAGCAUCGACUUCCCUGACACACCUACGGACUGCGGCCCUGAGAUGAUGCUGGAGAGGAGGCUGGUAGUCCUCACGAGUAUCUUGACCAGUGAAGAGCUGUAUCUGAGUGAGCUGGAGACACUACUGACACCCAUGAAGGCACUGAAGGCUACAGCCGGCACCUCCCAGCCAGUGCUGUCCACCCAGCAGGUGCGCACGGUGUUCUUCCAGGUGCCGGAACUGCGGGACCUGCAUAAGGAGUUCUACACCACGCUGAGGGCCAGGCUGGAGCCGGCACAGGGGCAGGAGACACAGGGGGGCACACAGCCACCCCCGGUGGGGGACCUCUUCCUGAGAAUGGUCAGUCAGUUGGGAGUGUACCGUGGCUUCAUUGAUAACUACGAGAGUGCCGUGGAGAUUGUGAGGAAGUGCACCCAGACAGACCAGCGCUUCAGGACACUGGCAGAGAGUAUGAUGUCUUGUAAAGGGUCAGACAACUCCAAGACAACAUACACGUUUGAAGCUCUCCUAUAUAAGCCUUUGGACCGUGUGACAAAGACGACCCUGGUGUUGCAUGACCUGCUGAAGCACACGCCCCUGAACCACCAGGACCACGCCGUGCUGCAGGAGGCACUUCGCAUCUCCAGCAGCUUCCUGUCGGGAGUCAACGAGGAGUCCCAGUGCAAGAGGGCUGUGACUCUCAGCACGGGCAUGAGACGGCAGCUAAUACGAGAUGGGUUCGUGGUGGACAUAUGCGAGGGGGGGCAGAGCAUGCGACAUCUCUUCCUGUACACGGACCUGCUGCUGUGCGCCAAGCUGAAGGGUGGCUCAGCUGGGAAGCAGGCUUAUUACAGGUUCAGCUGGUACCUGCCGCUGGCCGGACUGCGGGUGCACUGGGCUCAGGAGCAGGAGCUGUCAGCAGACUUGCAGUUCCGGGUCAGCACCAUGAGGGACAAAAUGUUCCAGCUGAGACAUGAGCUCAGACAGCAGGGGAGUUGCAGCAAAGCCCAGUGGUCCCGUACCCUGGAGCGCAGCCGCAGGAAGCUGCAGCAGGUUGAACUGUGGCUGUUGACCCACUCACCUCUCCUCUCCCUGGAGCUGCACAGCCCAAACGGCAAGAGCCACACUCUCGGGUUUUCUUCAAUGUAUGAGCUGGAGGGCUGGAGAGAGGCCAUUGAAAAACUGAAAGGAGAGAACUUAGAAACUGUCCCCCCAGACUUGCUGACCCUCACCAGCUCCUGUGCCAAACUAAGAAUGACCCAGCAUCCACAUCUUCAAAGCCUUGUGCCUGCCUCUGCGGACCAAGCUCUCUGUGGCACCCUUAGCGUUGCUGUUCACUCUGCUUGUGGACUUGAGCAACCUGCAAGUCUGUACAUAUGCUUGGAAGUGGACGGAUACAGGUUUUACGACAACAGGGCCCAGACCCAUCCGUCUCUCAGCAGCCCGACACCGCAGUGGGAUGAGGAGCUUUCCUUAGAGGUGGACGAUGCACAGUGUCUCAGGGUGCUGUGUGUAAUGCAAGAGUGUGAGAAGAGUAGACAGGUGGACAGGAUCCAGGGCAGAAGCUCCAUACAGCUGGAUCCCACCACGAUGCUGAUGAAAUGGAGGAAGUACAUGGUAUCUAUGAACCAGAUAGAGGUACAUCUGUCCCUCAAGUAUUCGCCCCAUCCCCUGGUGCCCCCCAGCCAGGUCCCUGUCCAGCAACAGCCGGUCUUUAAUAUUCCCAUUGGAGUUUUAGCACAGCAGGAGGGGGUGCUGGUACCCCACAUCGUGCGCUCCUGUAUAAAGGACGUGGAGCUCAGGGGCCUGGAGGAGGUGGGCAUCUACAGGAUUUCUGGGGCUGCCAGCGACAUCCAAUCUUUGAAGAGCAGCUUUGACACGAAUUUGCGCGAGGCUAUGUCCCGGCUGCGGUCCAUGGAUGUGAACGCCGUGUCUGGAGUGCUCAAGCUGUUUUUUCGGGAACUUCCAGAACCCCUUAUCCCGAGAGAGCAGUUCCAGAGCCUGUCUGAUGCCCUGGCUAUUCCUGACCUGAGCUCCAAGAUGCAGUCCAUGUGUAGCAUACUGCAGGCCUGCCCUGAUGUUAACCGCAACACCUUCCUCUUCCUCCUGCACCACCUCAGACGGGUGUCAGAAAAACAGGAGAUCAACAAAAUGACACUGAUGAAUCUGGCAACAGUCUUUGGCCCCAGCUUAGUCCGCCCUCCAGAGGUUGUUCUUGGACAGUGCGGCCCACAAGUCGACAUCUCUCAGGAAGUUGUGGUUCAGGUCCAAGUGCUGUACUUCUACCUUCAGUGCAGCAGUCUCCCAGCCCCUAUAACCGCAGUGCCCCUGGACACAGAAGAGGAAGAGGAGAUCACUACAGGAGGGUCUUUGCAUUAGUUGAAGUGUUCUGUUAAGACACAGAGUUUAUUUAUUGUGUUCCCCUCAAAGAGACUUCCCCUCAUUUACAUAAAUGUCCAGAAAGCCUUUUUAAAAUCCUACAGUGAAUUGAUUUGAUCUGCAAGGAAGAACCUGUGUGAGGGACAUUUCAUUAUUAGUCCACAUAUUUAAUUUAAAAAAUUAAAGUGAAUAUUUUUGAAAUCUUCUCAGGCAGACAAUGACUUAUAAGAUGUGUGUUUCUGUGUAUCGAUAUCUAAUCAUUAGAGCAAUGCAGUGUGUUGUUGAUAGCAUCACCGAAUAAAAGAUGCUUAUAACGCU
Molecule: messenger RNA, 3632 nt
Organism: Conger conger (European conger)
Lineage: Eukaryota; Metazoa; Chordata; Actinopteri; Anguilliformes; Congridae
Product: active breakpoint cluster region-related protein
Exons: 23
Coding region: 816-3314 (832 amino acids)
Biological process (GO): signal transduction; positive regulation of GTPase activity
Cellular component (GO): membrane
Molecular function (GO): GTPase activator activity; guanyl-nucleotide exchange factor activity
Source: RefSeq, a predicted model, not a curated record